UCUACAGACACUUUCUCUCUCUCUACACACACACUUUCUCCAUCUCACACUCACACUCUCUACGUCCACACUUGCUGUCUGCUAAAUAACAGUGUCAGGAAUAUAAUCUAUCAUGGUGGGCUACUGUCCCAUCUGUGGGAAACCCGUCUACUUUGGUGAGAAGAAGAGGUCGUUGGGGCGUGACUACCACCCUCUGUGUCUGAAGUGUCAACAGUGUCAGAGACAGUUGACCCCAGGACAACAUGCAGAGCAUGAUGAGAAGCCCUACUGCACUAACUGUUACAUGAAGACGUUCGGUCCCAGAGCAGGUAAGGGGAGAAUGAUGUCAUACUGUCACAGCUCAGCCUCAUCUUCCUCUUCCUCCUCCUAGGAACCAGUCUAACCAAAAAAACAACCAAAAUACAACCUAAUGAAAACUAACAGCCUAUCAACAAGGAUCUAUGUUCAACCAAACUGACAUUCAGCCAACAAGCCAAUGACUAAACAACUAGGCCCAACAUUCAACCAACCAACCAAUGUUCGACCAACCAAGAAAUAACCAAUAGACAACCAACCUGACAUUUAAUUAACUACUAUCCAACCAACCUGACAUUUAAUUAACUACUAUCCAACCA
Messenger RNA from Coregonus clupeaformis (lake whitefish), 614 nucleotides. RefSeq names its product cysteine-rich protein 1-like. Gene Ontology annotation, biological process: regulation of gene expression; intrinsic apoptotic signaling pathway in response to DNA damage. The transcript has 4 exons. The record is from RefSeq and is a predicted model, not a curated record. NCBI's taxonomy places the organism in Eukaryota, Metazoa, Chordata, Actinopteri, Salmoniformes, Salmonidae. Gene Ontology annotation, molecular function: zinc ion binding. The coding region runs from base 113 to 370 and encodes 85 amino acids.